AUGCUUCUGUCAUCAUCUCUCCUGACUGCCGUUCUUUUAGUCACUGGCCAAUUAGUUGCCGGCCAUGGUGCUAUCAUAAAAGCUAUUGGGGAUGCGGGAGGGAAUGGAACUGCCCUCGGAAUUGACGCCUCAACUCCAAGAGACGGCACAAGGCGCAACCCGUUUCAACAGGAUACAACUCGCUUUCAAGGAGACGCGGAGGACGCUUGUGGAGAAACCUUGGGAGCUGGAGACAACAACCCUGAGUCUGGAACCGCACAGGUUCUUGCGACAUCUGGUGGCACGCUACCGCAGAUCACACCUGGAGGAGAGGUCCAAAUGACAUUGCAUCAAGUCAACGCGGAUGGGGCUGGUCCCUAUACAUGCAUGAUCGACGCCACUGGUACCGGAACUCAGUGGGAAUCAAUGCAAGUGACGGCCAACGUGCCAGGGAAAAAAGGUCGUGACAAAGACGGCGCAACUACAGACUUCCCUCUCACUGCAGCAGUCGCUGCCAAUCAAAAAUGUACUGGUACCGUGGCAGGUCAGAGCAACGUCUGCAUGGUACGAUGUCAAAAUCCCGCGCGUGCUGGGCCAUUCGGAGGAUGCGUACCUGUUCAGAUGGCAGGCACCAACGCGAAUCGUACCAUUGGCCAGCGUUUUGCUAGAAGAUAUACUCUCUCCACUCUUGAUUGAGGAUUUCUGCCAACAGGGCAGGGAUGGCAUACAGGGGCCUCUUGUCAACUGUGGGGAAGCAAUAUUGGAAGGCAGGGUGAGAGUUGAGCUAAUCUUGAUGCGGAGUAAACGGUGAUGGAAGAGGGUUACGCGACCUGUGGAAAAGUGUAGUUCCUUCAUAAUAUAGAACGAUGUGAUCUGAUCUGCAUGACUCUAAAACAGC
Molecule: messenger RNA, 877 nt
Organism: Mytilinidion resinicola
Lineage: Eukaryota; Fungi; Ascomycota; Dothideomycetes; Mytilinidiales; Mytilinidiaceae
Exons: 5
Coding region: 1-675 (224 amino acids)
Source: RefSeq, a predicted model, not a curated record